GGGCCUGGCCGCGAGGGGGCCGGCCCGUGAGGGGCGUGGCCAGGCCGCGCGGGGGCGGGGGCGUGGCGCCGCCAUGUCGGAGGCGGCGGCGGGGAUGGCGGCGGCGGCGGCGAUGGCGGAGGCGCGGCUGCGGCGGAAGCAGCUGCUGAGCGCGGAGGAGGCGGAGCUGUUCGAGCUGGCGCAGGCGGCGGGCAGCGGGCUGGACCCGGAGGUGUUCCGGGUGCUGCUGGACCUGCUGCGCAUGAACGUGGCGCCGCUCGCCGUCUUCCAGGUGCUGAAGUCGAUGUGCGCGGGUCAACGGCUGCCGCCGGGACCCGAGGGCGGCCCCCCCGCCGCGCCGGCGGCGCUCCCCGCCGACACCCGAGGGAGAAAUAAAAGCAGUUCCGCUGUCAGCGGGACCCAGGUCCUUGCGGAGAGGAGCAGUCGGGAAGGAUCUGCCCAGAGGAUGCCACGGCAGCCGAGUGCGAGCCGAAUGCAGAAAGCAGGAGCUUCUGGGAAGAACAGCGGAGGAGGCAACAAUACCUAAAUGAGGCCUUGGAACCCAUCUGUUUUGGUGCUUGACAAUUGCAGGCUGCGGGGGUCACCUGAAGGCUCCUGGGACAAGGAAAGAGGUGGGAAGCCUAGAAAAGCCUGGAAUACUGCUCAGGUUGCUCCAGAGAGGGUCGGACUCGCCUUACCAAGCCAGUGCCGCUUGCUGCCUCCGUCCCUAAAAUCCAUUUUGAUCUGUUCAGGCUAGUCGUGACAGCAGAAGGCCUGGUUGGCUGGAUGACGAGGUGAGUGGUGCUGAGGUGGGUCAUGUGUUAGCGUCCCCGCGCCCUGCAGUGGCGGUGGCUGCCCUGGAAACCAGCCGUCUGGUGGGGGGUCGUGGCUUGUCCUUGUGCUUCAGCGGGCGGUUGCCCAUUCCCCUCGCGUGCACCCUUACCUGGGUUUUGGCACCUUAAUCUGCAAACCAGUUUGACCUAUCACAGAGUGUAAUCGCACAACAUCUAAUCCUUCCCAUGAUGGCGAUGCUAUUAUUCAUUUAUAAAGCGUUACAGAGCCCUUUGCCUAACGAGCCAGGUUAAAUGAGGAGAUGAUGGCAGAUAAGGGAGGGAACAGCUUCACCAUUUAGCGUAAGAUACAUGCAAGUAGCUAAAACAGGUAGGUGGGUUCGUUAGAGCUUAAGUGAUGCUGUUCAUCAUUCCAGAGCGUGUCCAGGCGGUGGAUGUGCCUGCGAUAGCCUUAGUAGCUCAGGAGCUGUUACUGAAAUCCAUUUCCCUAAUUAGGAUAAAGUGUCUCCCUUCUUUGUGGGGGGAUAGAUGAUGUUUCCUAGACUCAAGGACUCUCAUGAACCUGGUUCAACAGGUGCUGAAAUCUCUUCCUGACCAAGAGGAAAGAAUACUGGAGAGUACAAAUACUCUUGCAUAAGUUUGUUUUUUUUUUUUUGUGCAGAAUAUUAAUGAUGUGCGUGGAAGAUGGUGUGUUCACAGCAUGUGGCCAUCGCCCACUUGCUGUGGCAGGGGCCCUGCGGGUAUCUGCUACAGCCUGGUCCUCUCUGGGGAUGACCUGCUCCGUCAGGGCAUCCUCCGCAGGCUGCAGGGAAGCGGCUCCCACUCCUGGAGUUCCUCCUGCCACUCCUGCUCUGCCCUCGCUGUCAGCGGGAUUGCUUCCUGCACAUUUCUUUUCCUCGCUCUGGCCAGUGCUUUGUCCUUUCUUCAGUAUGUUUUUACGGAGGUGCCACCAGCUUUGCUGACUGCCCGGCUGAGGCCCCCCCUCUGGCCUCCAGCCUUGCCGUGUGAACCCAACGCACCCGUCCGUGGAGACCAGGAUUUCUCAAGGGUGGGGGUUAGAACUGGGAGUAGUGUAGCUUAUGGCUUGCAGUAACACACCUUGAAGCUGUGCCAUGGGAAAGGCAUUCAAAGCAGAGAGCUUGCAAGCUGCUCUUUAAAUUAUUUUUUUUAAAUUUUUUUCAUUUGCAAGGUCUGGGUGUCUCCUGUUCUGAUCUUCUAAGACAGUCCACUUACUUCUCCCCUCCUCCCAAUAAGACCCCCAAGCCCAGACUCUGCCACAGCAAUUGGGAAGCUGUAAGUUGAAUUUGCUGGUGAAAAAAGAGCUUUUUCCCUUAGAAGAAUCAUUAUUGGUGCUCUUUUUCCCUAGAGCAGGGGUGGGCAGACUUGAGGUGGCGAGUUUCACACCUGCAUUUCUCCUAUUUAUCCCUCUGCGGCUUGGGCUGCCUCCUAUGUUGUACCUGCCUACCCGUCUCCAAGCCCCCAUCACGUCCUCCUGAGCUCUGCUGCACAAUCCCCCGCCUGCAGAUCGGCGUUCUUCCUUUCCUGGUUGUGGAAUAAUUACUGAAUUGGCCAAGAAUACAAAAAUACAGCAUCGUUCACACAUUAAGGAAAGUAAUAAAAUCAAGAGGCUUCUGAGGUAGAAUACAGCCGCAGCUAGCACACGGAGAAUGCCACCUCUGUGAUUUCCUGUACAAGGUUGUUUGCGAAACUACACGAGGGAUGGAACGGAACGCGCUUGUUCCGUGGCCUUCCCUUGUGACGAAUAGCAGAUAUGGGGACGAGAUGGUCCCCAUACCUACCGGACGAACCAGAGGCCGUUGAUGAAAUGCUGUCCUUUGUGCGAACUUUGCUCACCACAAUGUACCAAAACACACCUCCAUCCCGGAGGCUAUCCGCCUCCGAGGUGCGAACACUCCUCCUUGAGUACGUUAAUCAUAAUAAAAGUACGUAUGACUAAAGUCACUCAAACUCCACUUCGAAGAUAAAAAAAUAGUAUAAAAAUAGCCCGAGAGAGGGGAUGCCAGGGAAGACACCAUUGUGAAGAAUUCCAUCGCUGAUUUCCGGGAUCGGUCGACGGGCUGAGCCUUUCUUCCCCCACAUAGGGACACCUUUGGGUAAGACUUCGAUUAUACCGAGUGUUUUCUCGGGAAACUUAGAAAUUUCUCUAGAGAAUCUGUACCCUACAUUUAUAGCCAGGCUGUAUUGUUUAUAAUUUUGUUGCGCGUUUGUAUACUUAACAAUAUCUUUGUUUGCACAUGCUUUGCAGACAAUGUAUUUAUCACCGGCAAUCCUAAAGAACCUGUAUAUCUGUUGUUUAAAUAAACUGCA
Molecule: messenger RNA, 3098 nt
Organism: Chroicocephalus ridibundus (black-headed gull)
Lineage: Eukaryota; Metazoa; Chordata; Aves; Charadriiformes; Laridae
Product: mitotic-spindle organizing protein 2B-like
Exons: 4
Coding region: 74-526 (150 amino acids)
Cellular component (GO): spindle; centrosome
Source: RefSeq, a predicted model, not a curated record